GGUGGACAAACACACACUACACUACAAAACACUUUACUACACUUCUACCUGUAAGAGGCCACUCACCUGCACUCUCUGUCCCAUCAUACACUCGAGCGCACACGCCUCAUCGCUGGAGCAGAGAUGCUGUGGGCCGCUGCCAAGGGUGCCCUCGUGUGUGCCCUCAUGGCUUUGGUGUCGGGGGGCGGCAUGGAUUUGGGAGGCACUCCGGCCAGCUUCUACCCACGCUUCAACCCCUUCUUCUUCCUGUGCACUCACCACGGCGAGUUGGAGGGUCCGACAGGGGCUGAGGGAGGAGGCGAGGUGCUGCUCACCUUUCAGAUAAACGGAAACCCCUCAGCAUACAUCCCAGGACAAGAGUAUCAAGUGACAAUUUCUACCAGUACAUACUUUGAUGGGCUGUUGGUCACAGGUCUCUACACGUCCACCACUGUCCAGUCAUCUGCAAUCCCAGCAUCCUCAGCUUUUGGGUUUGGUGUAAUGUCAGACAGGCAGUUUGGGACUCAGUUUGUGUGCAGCGUUGUGGCAUCACACGUCAGUCACCUGCCGUCCACCAGCCUGAGCUUCAUCUGGAUUGCCCCUCCACCCGGCACAGGCUGUGUCAACUUUAUGGCCACAGCAACGCAUCGAGGACAGAUCAUCUUCAAGGAUGCUCUGGCUCAGCAACUCUGUGAACAGGGAGCUCCCACCGAGUCUCCAAUGCGACCCAGUCUAGCUGUGAUUCAUGGUGAUUAUGCUGUUCUCCGUGACGAUUUUGAGGAUAACACACAAGAAGAGCUUAAUCUAGAAAUCUGGUCAGACUGCAGUAAUUGUGAAGUUGGAGAGCAGUGUGGUGCACUGAUGCAUGGAAAAGCAGUGGUGUUCUGUGAGCCUUUUGGACAAAGGGAACUGACUACAGUGGCUCUCAACACAAGCACAGCUUCAAUGCUGCAGUUUGCUUUGGGAUCUGGUUCCUGCCGGUUCAGUUACUCAGACCCUAAUAUAAUUGUCUCCUGCGGUCUGAACAACUCUGAUAACUGGAACAUUUUGGAAAAGAUCAGAGCUCCCACUAACAGCAGCACAGUGGUCCAUCUUUUACCAUUGCUUCCAGUGUGUAAAGGGGAGGCUAUGCAUCUGCGCUGGAGUCAGGAGUCACCUGUGGGACUCGAUGGUUACGAGUCUUGCUGGGGUCUGGAUAACAUAGUUGUGGUGAACGCAGCCCACCGACCCCCUCUGCUGGAGGAUGACUUCGACCCUCUGGACACAGCCAACUGGCUCUUCUUCCCAGGGGCUACAGUAAAGCAUGCCUGUCAGUCAGAGGGAAACUCCUUGUACUUUCAUGGUGGAGAGGGAUUUGAACAUAGUUUUGCUGCUACGUGUGAUUUGGACCUGCACAGAGAGGAGGGGCGCAGUUAUUGGGAGGAGGACUUUGAGGGUCCACUCAGUGGAUGGGACAUGGAAGGUGCAGUGUAUGGAACUCAGUGUGGAGAGAUAGAAUCAGGUUCAGCACUUGUAUUUCUCAGAGAUGGCCAGAGGAAGGUGUGUACUCCAUAUCUGAACACAACCUUCUACGGCAACCUGCGAUUCCACUUUACAAUGGGUGGUGGAGGGUGCGACCCUGGAGAAUCCAACAAGAAUAAUGUUGUACUGUUUGGCCGGUCAGAGGGAAACAAAGAUCAUGUGCUUUUGGACAUACUUCCAUACUCAGCCUACAGGACUCCUACAGUUGUAUCAGUCAGCUUGCCCACAGAGCUACAGACUCCAGCUACUCAGUUUUGUUUCGAACAGAAGAGCCACGGUGGUGCCAAGCGUCAUGUUUGGGCUUUGGACUUUCUUCAGCUGCUACCUGUGCUUCCUGGUGCAAACACACACCUGGUGCAGUUUUCAGUCAACCUAGGAUGUGGUGCAUAUCAGCCAGCCAACAGCAUCAACCUUGAGUUCUCAACCAAUCAUGGUCGCUCCUGGUCACUCCUCCGUACUGAGUGUCUUCCUGAUCUGUGUUCUGGGUCACAUUUCCCACACAGCAGUGUCUACUCAUCAGAGAACUACAGCGGUUGGACAAGGAUCACAGUUCCCCUGCCAAAUGCUGCCCUCACAGAAAGCACACGCUUCCGCUGGAGACAGGCCACUGUAGGAAUGAACAACAUGUGGGUCAUUGACAACGUUUAUAUUGGUCCAUCCUGUCUGCGCUUCUGCUCUGGUAGAGGACACUGUACACGCAAAGGCUGCAAGUGUGACCCAGGAUUCAACGGCCCAGCAUGUGAGCUUGCUUCUCAGACCUUCCCUGCGUUUCUGUCAGAGAGUUUCUCAAGCGUCAGACUGUCAUCCUAUCACACCUUCUCAUCAUUGCGAGGAGCAGAGGUCAGCUUCGCCUGUGGGGUUUUAGCCAGUGGGAAGGCGUUGGUCUUUAACAAAGACAGCAGAAGACACAUCAUUACAGCCCCAUUAGACAGCUCACAGGCCAGGUAUCUUCAGUUUACACUGAGAUUAGGAAGUAAAAGCAUCUUGAGUUCAUGUCCUGCUCCAGAUCAGCCAGGAGAGGGCGUCCUUCUGCACUACUCUUCAGAUAAUGGUGUUACCUGGAAACUUCUGCAGCAUUAUGCUUAUCAGGGCUUCCAUGAGCCGAGUAAAGCUUUCAGAUGA
Molecule: messenger RNA, 2622 nt
Organism: Paramisgurnus dabryanus
Lineage: Eukaryota; Metazoa; Chordata; Actinopteri; Cypriniformes; Cobitidae
Source: RefSeq, a predicted model, not a curated record